AUCACGUCCUUUACGUACAGCAAUUGGCGUAGUGCAAGCGUGCCACUCAUACUGGUUCAGUGAGUUAUUGGGAGUGUUUUUUUCUUUCAGAGGGAAUGUCAAGCUCAGAAGUCCUGGCUGGUGAAGUGGAGGGGAACGGCGACAUAAUGGCUCAACAGAAGAACCUGGAGGGCUACGUGGGUUUUGCUAAUCUCCCCAACCAAGUUUACAGGAAGUCAGUGAAGAGAGGCUUUGAGUUCACUCUGAUGGUUGUGGGAGAAUCUGGCUUGGGGAAGUCCACACUGAUCAACUCGCUCUUUCUCACCGACCUGUACUCCCCAGAAUACCCCGGUCCUUCCCACAGGAUCAAAAAAACUGUUCAGGUGGAGCAGUCCCAGGUUCUGAUAAAGGAAGGAGGGGUCCACCUUCUGCUGACCAUCGUUGACACGCCUGGCUUUGGGGACGCCGUAGACAACAGUAACUGCUGGCAGCCGGUGACCGACUACAUUGACAAUAAGUUUGAAGACUUCCUCAACUCAGAGUCGCGGGUCAACAGACGUCUGAUGCCGGACAGCAGAGUGCACUGCUGCCUGUACUUCAUCGCUCCGUCUGGUCAUGGGCUGAAGCCGCUAGACAUUGAAUUUAUGAAGCGGUUACAUGAAAAAGUCAACGUCAUUCCCCUCAUCGCCAAAGCUGACACAAUGACUCCGGAAGAGUGUCAACAGUUCAAAAAACAGAUCAUGAAAGAAAUCCAUGAGCAUAAAAUCAAAAUCUACGACUUCCCAGAGACGGACAAUGAGGAGGAGAUGAAGAUGAUCAGAAAAAUCAAGGAUCGUUUGCCUCUCGCUGUAGUUGGCAGCAACACGAUCAUCGAGGUCAACGGGAAGCGGGUCCGGGGCAGGCAGUACCCCUGGGGCGUGGCUGAAGUUGAAAAUGGAGACCACUGUGAUUUUACUAUUCUCCGUAACAUGCUGAUAAGGACUCAUAUGCAAGACCUGAAGGAUGUCACUAACAACGUCCACUAUGAGAACUACCGCAGCAGGAAGCUGGCUGCUGUCACCUAUAAUGGUGUUGACAACAAUAAGAACAAGGGCCAGCUAACCAAACCUGACACACCUGAUGACAUGAGCCCCCUAGCUCAAAUGGAGGAGGAGCGGCGCGAGCACGUGGCCAAGAUGAAGAAGAUGGAGCUGGAAAUGGAGCAAGUGUUUGACAUGAAGGUCAAAGAGAAGGUCCAGAAGCUCCAAGACUCUGAAGUGGAGCUCCAGAAGCGUCAUGAGCAGAUGAAGAAAAACCUGCAAGCUCAGUACAAAGAGCUGGAAGAGAAGCGGCGUCAGUUUGAGGAGGAGGUGAACACCUGGGAGACUCACCAGAGGAUCCUGGAGCAGCAGAAGCUAGAACUUAACAGGACCAUUGACAAGGGCAAGAAGAAGAAGAUCUUUUAAUCUUUCUCUGGACUGUUGGUUCUGAUCUGCCAAGCUGCCAAUCAUCUGCUGAUCAAAGUACUCCCACCGUUUGACCACCUUACUGUGUGACUAUCAAGUGAAAGCCAGUGGGCAGCAGCAUAGUCUGAGUUUAACCUUAAAUAACUCAUUAUUUCUUUUCUGGAUCUAUUUUGGGGCACACAAAUGUACGCAAAGAAGCAUGACUACUAUUUUAUCUUCCUGAUUCAAACAGACGGAGUUCAGUCAUUCUUUGCCCUUUGUUCUUCUGCUUUGGGAAUAUUUCAUGCUGCACAAUCUUUUCAAGCCAAAACCCAAACAAAGGGUCAGCCCACCACUUCCUGUACACUCAAAGUGUGAGGCUGCAGUUAGCAUGAGCCACUGCUGCUUUAAUUAAAACUGUAACCAGGUAUAGCAGUGUUUACUCAUGAUUGUUCAUAAUUUCUUCCCUUCUGUUCUUUCCUGUUGGCCUGUGGAUAGAAACUGUGUUUAAUGUGAGUGUUGUAGAUGGUGUUGCCCCUGGAAACCAAACGGACUCCUCAGUGGGCUCACGCAGAGCGGAACCAAUCAGGAGAGGGCGUUGUGCAGUCGGUGCUUGGAUUAGACUUUUGGAGCUUCUACAGAUUUUGCAUAAGAAUAUUUUCCAACAGAAACUUCUUUUGAAAGAUGAAGCAGACUGACUGUCUGUCCUGCUUCAAGUUGACAGUAAACAUCAGUUGGACUGCAUCUAUUUUUUGUAAUGUUAUGUUUUAAUGUACAAAGUCACAAAAUAAAACUGUGAUGGCGAAAAUAAAGGAUAUUCAUUGUAA
Molecule: messenger RNA, 2230 nt
Organism: Xiphophorus maculatus (southern platyfish)
Lineage: Eukaryota; Metazoa; Chordata; Actinopteri; Cyprinodontiformes; Poeciliidae
Product: septin-7
Exons: 15
Coding region: 96-1424 (442 amino acids)
Biological process (GO): cytoskeleton-dependent cytokinesis; cilium assembly
Cellular component (GO): septin complex; microtubule cytoskeleton; septin ring
Molecular function (GO): GTPase activity; molecular adaptor activity; GTP binding
Source: RefSeq, a predicted model, not a curated record